Molecule: messenger RNA, 1215 nt
Organism: Coffea eugenioides
Lineage: Eukaryota; Viridiplantae; Streptophyta; Magnoliopsida; Gentianales; Rubiaceae
Exons: 6
Coding region: 61-990 (309 amino acids)
Molecular function (GO): protein binding
Source: RefSeq, a predicted model, not a curated record
GCGUUGCGUUAUUCUUUCUAUUAAAAACCAAGAAUCCCGAAGGAAAGAAACAGGAAACUAAUGGCAGAUCUUACCACUUGCGACCGGGAUGUUUCAGAUACACCACCAACUCAUUACAUCGUGAAACUCCGGUCAUUCUCUCUGCUUGCAAAGAAUGACGUCGAGAAAUACACCUCCGCUGAUUUUGAAACUGGAGGCUACACAUGGAAGUUGGCCAUUUACCCAAAUGGAAAUAAAACCAAAGGGGUAGCUGAUUACAUGUCCGUGUACGUGGUGAUGGCACGAGAAAAGUUCCUUCAUCCUGGGUUGGAAGUUCAUGCAGUUUUUAGAAUGUUCUUGCUUGAUCAGAACAGGGAUAACUACCUAACUCUCCAAGGAAAAGCAAGACGUUUUCACAAGAUGAAGCUUGAAUGGGGAUUUGACAGACUCGUGCAUCUGAAAACAUUUAAUGAUCCUUCCAAUGGAUAUCUUGUCAAUGACACGUGCAUUUUAGGGGUAGAAAUAUACGUGUGCAAGGAAACUUAUGCUGGAGCUAAAGGGGAGAGUCUAUUGAUGAUCAAGGACGCUGUAAGCCACAAAAGUACCUGGAAGAUUGAUAGUUUCUCUAUUUUAUAUGAUUCAUCUAAUUUAGAAGCAUCCAAUUCAUUUAACGCAGGGGAACAAAAAUGGAAGAUACAGCUGUAUCCGAAGGGAAAAGGCAGUGGCACAGGAAGUCAUAUAUCUUUAUACCUAGCUUUAGAUGAUCCUACGAGCCUCUCCCCUGGUAAUCAAAUAUAUGUAGAGUUUGCACUGCGUAUACUAGACCAAAUACAAGGAAAACAUUACCUUGGUAAAGCUAAGCAUUGGUUCAGUGCAUCAAACCCCGUUUCCGGUUGGCCAAGAUUUGUUUCACUGAGUUACUUCAACCAGUCAAACAAUGGUCUUCUGAGGUAUGACAGGUGCACCAUAGAAGCAGAAGUGACUGUGCAUGGGAUGGCUGAUGCACUUUAGGAAGAUAAUAACUUCUAGAACACCCUAUCGGGAAACUAAGAUCAUAUAAGAUAAAAUAAGCUGCAGGCAAUGCACACAAUAUUGUGAGAGUAGAGGGAAUGAGUGAGUUUCAUGCCAUAUGCAAAUGAUUGUAUAGACUUUGUUAUGUAUGUCGCUCGUAUGUAUGAUAAGAAAUGAAUGUGACGAAUGCAGAAUAGAAGCUUCGUCAGCACACAUUCAGGUCAA